AUGGCCGGCCGCCUCGCCGGCGCCGGCGCUUCCUCGCCCCUCCCCCGCGCGCUCCUCCUCCUCGCCGCGGUAGCCCUCUUCUCCAUAUCCUUCCUCUCCCUCCGCUCGCUCCGCCCCGCCGCGGCCCCCUCCCUCCCCCUAGAUGAACCCCGCCGCCUCCGUUUCUCCUCCCCUCUGCCGGCGUCGCGCCCCUCGGUCUACCACUCGCCCGAGGCGUUCGCGGCGGGGUACGCGGAGAUGGAGCGGAGCUUCAAGGUCUACAUCUACCCGGACGGCGACCCCAAGACCUUCUACCAGACGCCCCGGAAGCUCACGGGCAAGUACGCCAGCGAGGGAUACUUCUUCCAGAACAUCCGGGAGAGCCGCUUUCGUACCGAAGACCCCGACAAGGCCGACCUCUUCUUCGUCCCCAUCUCGCCCCACAAGAUGCGCGGCAAGGGUACUUCAUAUGAAAAUAUGACAAUGAUAGUUAAGGAUUAUGUUGAAGGCUUGAUAAGCAAGUACCCUUACUGGAACCGCACACUAGGAGCGGACCACUUCUUUGUCGCAUGCCAUGAUGUAGGCGUGAGGGCGUUCGAAGGACUUCCAUUCAUGGUGAAGAACUCUAUUAGAGCUGUCUGCUCGCCAAGCUAUAAUGUUGACUUUAUCCCUCAUAAGGAUGUUGCUCUGCCUCAAGUAUUACAGCCAUUUGCUCUACCUGAAGGAGGGAAUGACAUUGAAAACAGGACAAAUCUUGGAUUUUGGGCUGGUCAUCGCAACUCGAAAAUACGAGUUAUUUUGGCACGAGUCUGGGAGAAUGAUACAGAACUUGCUAUUAGCAAUAAUCGGAUUAAUAGAGCUAUUGGAGAGCUAGUUUAUCAGAAGCAGUUCUACCGUACUAAGUUCUGUAUCUGCCCUGGUGGCUCUCAAGUUAAUAGUGCUCGUAUAUCUGAUUCAAUACACUAUGGCUGUGUCCCUGUUAUUUUGUCGGACUACUAUGAUUUGCCUUUCAAUGAUGUUCUUGACUGGAGAAAGUUCGCGGUUGUACUUAAGGAGCGCGACGUAUAUGAACUAAAGAGUAUCCUGAAAUCUAUAUCACAGCAAGAAUUUGUUGCAUUGCACAAAUCUUUAGUUCAGGUUCAGAAACACUUUGUAUGGCACUCACCUCCUGUUCCUUAUGAUGCAUUCCACAUGGUUAUGUAUGAGCUGUGGCUGCGGCAUCAUGUGAUCAAGUACUAA
Molecule: messenger RNA, 1218 nt
Organism: Triticum turgidum subsp. durum (durum wheat)
Lineage: Eukaryota; Viridiplantae; Streptophyta; Magnoliopsida; Poales; Poaceae
Source: the annotation of a GenBank genome assembly